AUGGCUGCCUUCCAAGAGGAUGCCCCAGCACAAGCCUACCACCAGAAGCCUCUGGGUGCAGAGCCAUGGAUGCAAGCAUUCGACAGAAUCUAUGCCCAAUUCUGGGCAAAGGUGGCAAGCAGACAAGCAAAUGCCUCACCAAACGAUCAGCGCAUCCAGAUUCAGCCCAUGCCUGUUAGAAGCAAAGAUCAGAAGAAGCACCCGAUACGCACCCCAUGCAGAGUCCUGAAAGGGAAGAGGAUGAAACGGGUCCGGCGGCCAAAUCAGCAGGGCCGACAGCCUACCAUGCCACUCCACAGCAGCUCCACAACACGGCACUCUGGUUGGGGCCGCAUCUAUGUGCGCAAGUCGCGCUGUCGGAGGGUUCCCACUCAGAGACAUCUGCCGCACGCACCAAAAGGACCCAGUAGCCAUGAGCCAACUGAUGGUCCGUAUCGGAGCCCAGGCGGAACAACAUAG
Messenger RNA from Pelobates cultripes (western spadefoot toad), 459 nucleotides. The record is from the annotation of a GenBank genome assembly. NCBI's taxonomy places the organism in Eukaryota, Metazoa, Chordata, Amphibia, Anura, Pelobatidae.